AUGUCCAACUUUGGAAGCAACGGUAGUGAAGAUAUGCCUAACUUUACUCUGGGAUGGAUUAGUGAAGACGAAAGGAAAUUAUUGGAACAUCUGUCUCCGCAACAAGCAUAUCCUUCUCAUGCACCACAGCAAGUAUACCCGACUCACCGACAUCUGCAGCUGCUGCAAAUCAGUUCAAAUUGGAUUUAUGAUACAGGGGGUCAAUGGAAUAUCCCAGCGACUGAAACAACAUCUUAUUUGAAAAAUUCUGGACAAGACAGACCAACCUUACUAUAUGGGUCUGAAGAACAUCUAUUCCAUGAGAACGAAUACGUGACGAAUCAUCAACGUCAGACAUCACUGAUUUCACAAAUAUUUUCAAGUCCAAAUUUGACUCAAGAUCCAACGAUUCAACCACUACAAAGACCACCACAAUCUCAAAAUGGACUAUAUCAGCUUCAAUACAAUUCAGCCCAGUAUCAAGGGAACUUACACCUUGAAGAGGUAAACCAAAUUCACCAGCGACAACUUCUGCACCCUGAAUACUCUAUUCAACUGCAAUUGUUUCAGCCGUCACAACAACCACCAAAUCAGCCAUUACAUGACCUGUACUUGGCAACACCGGUAUUUCAACAGUAUCAAUUUCCGCUGCCUUCUCGUAAUAUACGGCGAGGAGAAUCGGAAGCAGAUUCAAAUCCAGACAGGGGUAAAAUCUUUGUAUAUCCUUACGACGAAUCGGGUCCCUAUAUUGGGAAGUUGAGUCUAGCUGCUCUUCCUACGCCCUACUCUGUCAGUGAAGCCCUCUUACAAUGUCACGAGGCUGAAUUGGAACUAGUUGUUCUGAGUACAGAUAGGAAUAGUAAGCUUCCUAAGGGGAGGCCCCAUCGGAAACGAAGAAGAAAUCCUGAUGUCGAUAUUGGUUGGGCUCCUUUACCUAUAGCGUCACUUUUCAGUGAUUCCAGAGUCCAAUUCACUGCCAGACAAAAGGAAGUUUAUAUGAGACGAAUGAAGCAUGGUGUGUUAGGAGUGAUUAAUAUGAGAUCGAAGGGAGCUUGGACAAGAGGUCCAAAUAAAAAGCAUUAA
Molecule: messenger RNA, 1062 nt
Organism: Lizanozyma spartinae
Lineage: Eukaryota; Fungi; Ascomycota; Pichiomycetes; Serinales; Debaryomycetaceae
Exons: 1
Coding region: 1-1062 (353 amino acids)
Source: RefSeq, a predicted model, not a curated record